AUUUUAACCCUCCAGUCAGGUGAGGGCAAGCUUCCGCCAUUUCUUAUUAUCUGGAUUCUUAAUUGGACAUACAUAAAUUGAUUUGGACAUGGAUCCCAGCAGCAGUGCCCAGGAUGUGAUCAGAUGUGACCUUUGUGAGACAGCUAUAGUACAGAUGUACUGUGAUUUCUGUCAUGUCAACCUCUGUAAACCCUGUAUUGGAGAACACAUUGCUGAUGACUAUAGCAAACAUCAAAUUGUCCAAAUUCAGCAAAGGAAAUCCACCUUAAUUUAUCCACAGUGCAAUACACAUGAAACAAAAAGAUGUAAAUUUCAGUGUGAAGAAUGCAACACAUCUGUGUGUUCUUUAUGCAUUAUAACUGAUACACAUAAGGGACAUACCAUUUCAACUCUUUUGGAUAUUUUUAAUUCAAAGAGAGAAGUAAUUAGAAAAGAUACUGAAGAGUUAGAACAAAUAAUUUCUCCUACGUAUGAAGAAAUCACAACGGAUAUAGAAACUCAGAUGGCUAAUCUGGAUGGAGAAUAUGCAAAACUUUCAACAGCAGUAACAAAACAUGGAGAAGAAUGGCACAAAGAAAUCGACAACAUUGUCAACAAACUGACAACAGAAAUUGAAGAAGUAAAAAAUAAACAUUUAAGCAUUCUGAAGAAACAUUUAGAUGAAAUCAAUCAGAUUAUAUAUCAAAUUGAGCAAACUUUGCUUCAGUUAAAUAGAAUAAAUGAAUCAAAUGAAGUGUCUUUGACAAUGGAAUACAGUUCUAAAAGCGAAGAAUUAAGCAGACUACCGCCUAAAGUUAAGAUAUCACUGCCUGUGUUCAGUCCAAAGGCUAAAGAUACAGAACAUCUUUAUAAAUUGUUAGGAUCUUUAACAGAAUUAACUAUGAAAACAGAAGAAAAUGGCUACAAACUGAAGAAACCAGAGACAACAACCAGAGAACUGCUUGAAGAACCAGAACUUUUCACCACUAUAGAUACUGGGUAUGAAAACCUCCGUAAUGUUGCCUGUCUUAGUGAAGAAGAAAUUUGGACAAGUGCACUUGUUGGUGAUAUGAAAUGCUUCAACAUUCAAAGCUUACUCAUUAAGACAAUCAAAACAAAAUCAGGGGAAUGGCCAAAUGACAUAGCAGUGACAUGUGAUGGGGAUCUAGUGUACUCUGAUGGGACAACAGGGACUGUGAAUAAAGUGAAGAAUGGACAGAUAGAGGAGAUGAUCAGACUACAGGGCUGGGUACCAGUUAAUCUUUGUGUCACCUCCUCUGGUGAUCUCCUGGUUACCAUGUACAUUGAUGAUAAAACACACUCCAAAGUUGUUCGUUACUCAGGAUCCACACAGAAACAAACAAUCCAGUUUGAUGAGGAGGGUAAACCUCUGUAUUCAGGAAAUACCAAUAUUAAGUACAUCAGUGAGAACAAAAACCUAGAUAUCUGUGUGGCUGACGGUGAAGCUGGUGCUGUAGUGGUGGUCAAUCAGGCUGGAAAACUCCGAUUUAGAUACAGUAGUCAUCCUUUUCCUACAAAAAACGAACCAUUUCAACCUUUUGGCAUCACAACAGACAGCCAGAGUCAGAUCCUGACAGCAGACUUCAAUAACCACUGUAUCCACAUCCUUGACCAGGACGGACAGUUCCUCUGUUAUAUAGAUAACUGUGGUCUGAAGAAUCCAUUUGGUUUAUGUGUGGACAAAAACAACAACUUGUUUGUUGCUGAGUGGAAUUUGGACAUGGAUCCCAGCAGAAGUGCCCAGGAUGUGAUCAGAUGUGACUUAUGCGAGACAGCUAUAGUACAGAUGUACUGUGAUUUCUGUCAUGUCAACCUCUGUAAACCCUGCAUUGGAGAACACAUUGCUGAUGACUAUAGCAAACAUCAAAUUGUCCAAAUUCAGCAAAGGAAAUCCACCUUAAUUUAUCCACAGUGCAAAACACAUGAAACAGAUAGAUGUAAACUUCAGUGUGAAGAAUGCAACACAUCUGUGUGUUCUUUAUGCAUUAUAACUGAUACACAUAAGGGACAUACCAUUACAACUAUUUUGGAUAUCUUUAAUUCAAAGAGAGAACUCAUAGGGAAAGAUACUGAAGACUUAGAACAAAUAAUUUCUCCAACUUAUGAAGAAAUUGCCUCUGAUAUAGAAGCCUAGAUUACUAAUCUGGAUGGAAAAUAUGGAAAACUUUCAACGGCAGUGAAACACAAUGGAGAAGAAUGGCACAAAGAAAUUGACAACAUUGUCAACAAACUGACAACAGAAAUUGAGGAAGUAAAAAAUAAACAUUUAAGCAUUCUGAAGAAACAUUUAGAUGAAAUUAAGCAGAUUAUAUAUCAAAUUGAGCAAACUUUGCUUCAGUUAAAUAGAAUAGAUGAAUCAAAUGAAGUGUCCAUGACUAUGGAAUACAGUUCUAAAAUCGAAGAAUUAAGCAGACUUCCGCCUAAAGUUAAGAUAUCACUGCCUGUGUUCAGUCCAAAGGCUAAAAAUACAGAACAUCUUUUUACAUUGUUUGGAUCUUUAACACAAUUAGCUACCAAAACAGAAGAAAAUGGCUACAAACUGAAGAAACCACAGACACCAACCAGAGGACUGCUUGAAGAACCAGAACUUAUAACAACAAUAAUUACUGGUUAUGAAAAACUUCGCAGUGUCACCUGUCUCAGUGAAGAAGAAAUCUGGACAAGUGGAGCAGUCGAUGGUAUGAAAUGUUUCAACAUUCAAGGUUCACUCAUCAAGACAAUCAAAACAAAAUCAGGGAAAUGUCCAAAUGAUAUAGCAGUGACAAGUGAUGGGGAUCUAUUGUACACUGACUGGGAAACAAGGACUGUGAAUAAAGUAAAGAAUGGACAGACAGAGGAGAUGAUCAGACUACAGGGCUGGAGACCUUUACAACUCUGUGUCACCUCCUCUGGUGAUCUCCUGGUUAAUAUGUGCAGUGAUGAUAAAACACAAUCCAAAGUUGUCCGUUACUCAGGCUCCACUGAGAAACAAACAAUCCAGUUUGAUGAGGGGGGUAAACCUCUGUAUUCAGGAAACAGCUUCUUUAAGUACAUCAAUGAGAACAGAAACCUGGAUAUUUGUGUGGCUGACAAUGGAGCUGGUGCUGUGGUAGUGGUUAACCAGACUGGUAAACUCCGAUUUAGAUCCACUGGUCAUCCUUCUGUUACAAAAAACAAACCUUUUCAACCCUUUGGCAUCACAACAGACAGCCAGAGUCAGAUCCUGAUAGCAGACUUUAAUAACAACUGUAUCCACAUACUAGACCAGGAUGGACAGUUCCUCCGUUAUAUUGAUAACUGUGAUCUGAAGGAUCCAUAUGGUUUAUGCGUGGACAAAAAUAACUGUUUGUUUGUUGCUGAGUGGAGAGGAAAGCUUAAGAAAAUUAAAUAUCUUAGAUAGACAUGCAUUUAAGGAGUCACUGUGUAGUUAGGAGAGUAUGCCAGGGCAUCAACAAUAGUGGGAAACAUGGGAUAAUUUGCAUAACGGGCGAAGCUAAAAUUAUCCCAUGUUUCCUGCUAUUGUUGAUGUCACUGGCAUAGUCUCCUCACUAGACAGGGAUUCCUGAUAUUUCCAUUUUUACUUGAAAUAAAAAAUAAAUCAAAAUACCGUCUAAUUUAGUAGAUUUGAAAUGCACAAGGCCCCGUGACAUCAAAUUUUACUAUAUAAAAAUAGUCCCAUAAAAACACGGAACAAAUUUAUGGAUUAUUUAGUAUUUUUUCCACAAAAAAAAAAAACAUUGCCCACAAAGAUACUUUUUUGAAGUAUUUGACCUCCAAGUCAACAUUGACAUAUGUCAUGCACAUACAUGUAGCAAAUGACUUUGGUCAAGCAUGAGUUAAAAUGUUUAGGCACCCUCACAACAUCAAGACCCUGAGUCAACAUCAAUAUGAUCCCGUUGGACAAACGACACUGUGUGAACUGAGUCAGGACCCCGGGUAUAACAA
Messenger RNA from Saccostrea cuccullata (small rock oyster), 3924 nucleotides. RefSeq lists its product as uncharacterized. Gene Ontology annotation, biological process: negative regulation of translation; proteasome-mediated ubiquitin-dependent protein catabolic process; protein polyubiquitination. Lineage: Eukaryota; Metazoa; Mollusca; Bivalvia; Ostreida; Ostreidae. The record is from RefSeq and is a predicted model, not a curated record. The transcript is spliced from 3 exons. Gene Ontology annotation, molecular function: protein binding; translation repressor activity; zinc ion binding.